AUGCUUAAUGGAACAAUAAAAACUUAUAAUAUAAUACAGAUGAAGAAACUAUUGCAAUUAAAAAGUUUAAACACAAGUUUCCAAAGACAAUUUUUGAACACACCUAUUAUAAGAUCUUGUAUGUGCCAACAAGUAUUUAUACUAAACCAAAGACUAGAUAAUCUCUAUAAUGUAAGGGUACAUUCUACGCAAAGUGAUCAACAUAGACAAAAAGUUGUUAUAGAGACAUCAGAACCUAAAAUAGUGUAUGAUAAGGUGUUACCAGAUAAAUUAAUUGAUGAAAGGACGUUAAGCUAUCUGUGGAAAAGAAAGGUUGAUCCUUAUGUGAAAUUGGCAAGAUGGGACAGACCUAUUGGUGUCUACCUAUUGUAUUGGCCCUGUUCGUGGGCGAUAGCGCUAGGAUCAAUUCCCGGCACGGUUCCUCUUCAAACCAGCUUGCAGAUGGCAGGACUGUUUCUCAUUGGUGCAGGUUUGAUGCGUGGUGCAGGGUGCACUAUUAAUGAUAUGUGGGAUAAGGAUGUGGAUAGGCAGGUGGAGAGAACCAAGGAUAGACCUUUGGUAUCAGGUGCUAUAUCAGAUAAGCAAGCUUUAGCAUUCCUCGGGGCUCAGUUGACACUAGCACUCGGAGUUUUAUUGCAGUUGAAUUGUUACUCUGUUUUACUUGGAGCAAGUAGUAUGCUCUUGGUAGUGACGUACCCGCUAGCGAAACGCUUCACGAAUUACCCACAGAUAUUUCUAGGCGCAACAUUCAAUUGGGGCGCUUUAUUAGGUUAUAGCGCUAUACAAGGGAAUAUAAAUCCGGCGAUAUGUCUGCCGAUGUAUAUAGGUGCUUUAGCCUGGACUGUAGUGUAUGACACCAUAUACGCGCAUCAGGACAAAGACGAUGACGCCCGUAUUGGUAUGAAAUCAACUGCCCUAACGUUCGGUGAACAUACAAAACCAGCGCUUACAGCAGCUUUGUUAACAAGCGUAACUUGCUUCGCUAGCGCUGGUUACGCUGCAGGAUUAGACGUUGGGUAUUAUGGAGCGCUUUUAGCGUAUCUAGCGCACGCCGGGAGGCAGAUAUACACUUUAAACGUCGACAAUCCCAACGAUUGCGCUGAAAAGUUCAAAUCUAACUCUAUGGUCGGACUUAUAAUAUUACUCGGAAUCAUUGGCGGUGGCUAUAGACAAUAUUCUAUGAACAGAGACAAGAAUCGAGGCAAAGAGGAUUUAUCUAUAAAGAAGAGCUGUGUUUUCAGUUGA
Molecule: messenger RNA, 1245 nt
Organism: Diatraea saccharalis (sugarcane borer)
Lineage: Eukaryota; Metazoa; Arthropoda; Insecta; Lepidoptera; Crambidae
Source: the annotation of a GenBank genome assembly